Molecule: messenger RNA, 4699 nt
Organism: Varanus komodoensis (Komodo dragon)
Lineage: Eukaryota; Metazoa; Chordata; Lepidosauria; Squamata; Varanidae
Gene: BSDC1
Product: BSD domain containing 1
Exons: 11
Coding region: 95-1492 (465 amino acids)
Cellular component (GO): cytoplasm
Source: RefSeq, a predicted model, not a curated record
AGCUCGCUGGCCAUGCGAAGAGUGUCUUUCCCUCGGUCCCGCUGGGCCUCCUCCCUCCCCAGCCGCCUCGGCUCUUGGCACGCCUCUCCUGAGCAUGAGCCGCUGGGUUCGGGAAGAUGGAGGCUGGUGGCGGAGCUGGCUACAGCAAAGCCUUCAAACUGUCAAAGAGAAGUCCACAGAGGCCUUGGAGUUCAUGAAACGUGACCUGACGGAGUUCACCCAGGUGGUCCAACAUGACACGGCUUGCACCAUCGCUGCCACUGCCAGCGUGGUCAAGGAGAAGCUGGCUGUGAGUGGGCAUCAAGAGCUAACAUGCAGAACGGAGAGUUCCACGGGAGCCACAGAGAAAGUGAGGAAAGGGCUCUCCAACUUCCUGGGAGUCAUCUCAGACACAUUUGCACCUUCGCCAGAUAAGACCAUUGACUGUGACGUCAUAACCCUGAUGGCGACCCCUUCCGGGACCACGGAGCCAUACGACAGCACCAAGGCUCGGCUAUACAGCCUUCAGUCUGACCCAGCCACCUAUUGCAACGAACCUGACGGACCCCCUGAGCUCUUUGAGGCUUGGCUUUUACAAUUCAAUCUAGAGGAGAAGAAAGGGGUGAUUUCAGAGUUGCUAGUGAAGAGCCCUUCCAUCCGCUCCCUCUACUCCAAGAUGGUGCCCGUGGCUGUGUCCCACUCGGAAUUCUGGCAGCGCUACUUCUAUAAAGUCUAUCAACUGGAGCAGGAGGAGGUCCGGAGGGAAGCUCUGAAGCAGCGGGCAGAACAAAGCGUUCAUUCCGAGGAGCCAGGCUGGGAAGAAGAAGAAGCAGAGGAAUUUCUUGGGUCAUCAUCCCCCCACGUCCACUUGCAUUCUCCCCAAGAGGUGAAACCAGCUCUCCCCGGCUCUGCAGCGGCAGCUGCCCCAACCCCGGAAGCAUCCAUGGGAAGCUGGGCUGGGCUGGGCCCCACCCCAGCGGAGGCAGCCCCAUCCGAAAGUAGCGAGAGCCUCUCCUCGGUGACGCAGAUUGCGCACCCCAUCGCCCUCCCUGCCUCGCCUUUGCAGACUGGAGCCCCGCUCUCUGGGGCAGGAGACCUCCCUCUGGGGCACCAGGGAAAUGCCAUGGGGGAGCAGGCCUCCCCACCGGAGGCAGCAGAGCCCCUUCAGCCGUCUCCAGCGCCUCCUCAGGCGAAGCCUCGUCCAGGGCAGCCAAAUGAGCAAGCGGAGAGCAGAGUCGCAAGCAGGACGGAGCCUCGGCGAGAGGACGGGCCAACGGACUUGCGCCUCUUCGAGCUCAGCUCAGACAGUGGAAAAUCCACUCCCUCCAACAAUGGGAAGAAAGGCUCAAGCACAGAUAUUAGUGAGGACUGGGAAAAGGACUUUGACCUGGACAUGACGGAAGAGGAAGUGCAGCUGGCGCUCUCCAAGGUGGACAUUUCUGGAGAGGUAUCAGUACCAGACUUCUGGAGGUGGCAAAUUUAUCUAAAUGGAAUCGACUGCUUGGGAGGGUGAUCAAUUAAAAUUCUUCAGGCAGCCCUUUAUAUACUACUUUCGGAGUUUUGAAGCAGGUUUCUGGACGUGGGGCCCAGUGAAUAGCCUGUGGGAGAGGGUGGUGCGGGAAGCAGAAUGCGGGUGGGUGGCUCUUGCCAGUUCCUUGGAUGGGAAAACAUACGAACAUCAUACUUUGCCUAAAGGCACCUGGGCUUGGCUUUUAAUGUUGCGGUGCAUAUGAAUUGAAUUUGAUGGCAUACAACUGAUCAGCGUGGCUGGCUGGGGAGUGCUUGGAAUUGUUGGGUGUUUUCUGCCUAAAUAUGCAUAGGAUCGUGCCCUCGACUGACUGACUGACUGACUGACUGACUGACAGCUGUGGGUCUAACUGUAUACGCCAUGUGGCCCCCCUCUAAAGCUCUCUCCUUGUAUUCUCUGUCACUCCUUUCCCCCUGCAGAUGGAAGAUGAAGAGUGGGAGGACUGGGAAUAGUGAGGGCCGUCGCUUCCCCUGCAGUGCAUCCUGGGCUCUUCCCUCGUCCCCUGCCCCCACCUGCACCAUCCAAUGUGAAUUAAACCACAGAGCAACUGGUUCCUUUUUCCUGUGUAAAUGUGUUCCAGGCUGGCUGAAUCUCAUCUCUGCUAAACGCCCACUGGGGAUUGUGGACCGCAGCCCACAGCCACGGAUCCUGAUGGUGACUGGUAUUGCACAGGGUGCCGAAGAACCAUGUUGGGAGGAGAGGGGGCAGAGCUUUCCAGUAAGGCCCCUGGACUAAUAAUUCCAAGAGCUGUUUCAGUGUGAUUUUGUUUUCCUAGCCACCCCCCCCCCCCCCGACUUCUGGCUUGAGGGUGGAUGUCAGUUGAUGGUGGCUUUGGAUAGAAGUGGGGAAAGUACCUGAUUUGACCAGUCCCUGGGAUGUGUUUGGCAUUGUUACUCUCUCCCAAUCUAGGCUGGCAGCGCCUUCUUCCAUGUGCCUGUAUCUGCAAGCCAGAAAGCAUCUGGGCAUUCACAGCGGCAAAUCCUUUGCUUUCCCCCCUAUAUCGUGUUAAGAGAAACUCUCCAGCAUGGCAUUUGGCCAUUCUUACUGCCACCCUGAUUGGAACCCAGGAGCAUGAACAGUCUUUUUGCUCCACACUCACACAUCCGUUCGAAACCUCUCCUUCGCUGUUUUGGGAAUUGAGGCACAGAAUCUGAAAAAUAGAAUUCUUGUGCUGAAUCCUUUCUUGGACAUGCAGCCGCAGUGGGAGCAUCUCCUGGGCAAGGUCAAAUUAAAUGAAAGGAAAAUAUGUGGAAAAUGUUCCGGUAAUCUCAAAGAGACAUCUUGGCUGGAUGUGGGUAGCAGUUUUCAUGGGGAUAAUUCUGUCAGUUACCUUACUAGGCAAACUCGCGUAGCUAGGUCUGUAUUCCAGGACCAGCAUCUGCCAAAGCCUCAUGCUCCUCGUUCGUCUCCCCUUGUGCUAAGGCUGCUGAUUAGCCUCUGUCAGCCCCUUUCUAUGGCAUUUGGCUGUGCGAGCCUGCUGGAAAUUCUCCCUUGUGGCAGGUCCCACCUGUCCUCGAAAUUUGCCAAGAGUUGUUGGGUUGACUGCACCUGAUUCCAAUUGCCUAUGGAUCAUCAUUGCUUCCUUGCCCACAUCCCUCUGGCUGGCUUAUGGAGGCACCAUCCCUUUCUCUGGGGGGAGAGGGGAUUGCCCCCUGCCAUCAGAGUUGCCCCCGAUCUGGUCUUGGCCACAUUGUAGUUGGGGCGAAGAGGCUAGAACCAGCUGCUUGUGCCUGGCCUCAGAACUGAUUGACCAUAUCGAGGCUCCAAAAAUGGCUCCCAAAGGGAGAUUAUUCCCUUCGGGACAUAGCCCUCCUGGAAGUUCCUCAUGAACUGAAUGCUACCUGGGCAAGGCCAUGAAAGAAGAGGACACCCUCAUGUUUGUCCCUGGCGGUACGAGCUUUGCCUUUCCUGGGACGGGUGGGAGGUUCGUGCUGGAAGGGGCAAUUGCAGUUUCAGGUGGCCAGAAGGCUGUCCAGCAGCUGCUACAGCUGCCCAUACAUGCCCCCCAUUAUGUUACCUGGCACUGUCGAAGUGCCAGAGAGGAAUGUGGAAGCUGUCCUCGAGGAAGUGGCCAGGCGCUGCUGGGAUGAGAAGCGAGCACUUGGCACCAUGCGGAGACUAGAAGGCAGCUCUCCGCAGGGACUGUACCAGCUGCCAGCCAGCGGCUGCGCCAGCCCCCUGGAGGAGGCUCUUGCAUUAGCUGCCAAGCAAGCAGUGCUCCCUGGUUGGAGCACGAUGUAGAAACCGGCCCUGAGAGCAACUGCAUUUACGGGAAGGGAAAUGCCCAGGUUUCUGAGCGGGUGUGCCGAGCAGAAGGCUCUUUGCUGGGCGAGUUCUGGUCCAGGUGAGGCCUUUGCUUCCGGAAUGGGGAUUGGUCGGUGGCGCACACGCUGUGCGUGCAGCCGUUCCCCAGUCACCUUCAGCUGAAAGGGUUAUGCUCCUGUGCCUUCCAUCCCAAUGAGCUGCUGCUGGGCAAGAGUAGGCAACAUUCUGGAGAGGUGGGCGGGCUGUCUGUCCUGCUGCAUCUCUGAAACUGGCAAGUGGGAGCAGGCGUGUGCAGUGUGCCCAAGCAGCCGCUGCCACUGACAGCGCCGGCAUGGCGCUUCAAGUGAAGGCCUGCAUCCCCGUGAGGCAGCUGCCCCUUGGAUGUGCUACGGGGUCUGCGUGGUGGCCCGGCCAGGCCACGAAACCAAGAUGCUCAGGAGGAUGCGGACUGGGAAGGGAGUUGCGUCCCGGGGCUUCCCCCCGCCCUCGAAGGCAGAUGCGCGAGGGCCCCCUGCACCCGCUGCUGCUGCGGUGAUGUCUGUCGACCCUCUGCCAUGCUUUGGGGCCAGAGCUUCGUGACACCGGAUCGGCUGAGCAAAGGGUCAAGGAAGGAUGGUGCUGAGGGGGGCCAGGCCAGCCUGCUUCCUGGGGUGUGUAGCCGGGGCAGAACAGGGAAGCACAGAGCCAAAUUCUUUUCCAAGGAGGCAUCUCCCGAGCGCUGUGUUCUGAUUUUCUCAUAGAUCUCCUUAGCUAAUUAUUUCUUGGUUGUGCAAUAUUUUCUCAUUUUUAAAUUAUAUUACAUCCCCUGGACUGUUUUCUAGCUGGGGUGAAUAAGUGACUCUAACAGCUGUUAGUUUUGUAAUUACGACUUUUCCUGAACCUUUUACAGACUUGCCGUUAACAGCGAUUAAAGGAGUUCUACAGUAA